Messenger RNA from Cuscuta campestris, 1912 nucleotides. The record is from the annotation of a GenBank genome assembly. Lineage: Eukaryota; Viridiplantae; Streptophyta; Magnoliopsida; Solanales; Convolvulaceae.
AUAUGGAGUCUUGAAAGUGCAGGUUCUUAUUUAGGUUGGUGUCAAUUCCAUUUGGUUACCCAUCAUCUUGAUUCUUGAAAAUUUUGAAAACAGCAAACAAUGUCGCACGCCCCUCUAGCCGUGCCUCAAAAUGGGACGAUGGAACAUCAUCAAGAACCGGGGGGCUCUUUGUUCGAAAACGGAGAUUGUGAUCUCUCUAGGUCACUGGGAAGGUCUAGACCGACAAGCAUAGAACGAAACAGAUCAUUUGAUGACAGGUCCUUCAGUGAAUUGCCUUCAAGUGACCAUUAUUUAGACAACAGCGUGUUCUCCCCAGGAAGGAGGUCUUCUUCCAUGGGCACUCCAACUUCUGGGUUUGAACCACACCCCCUCAUGUCUGAAGCAUGGGAUGCCUUAAGGCGUUCCAUUGUUUCCUUUCGUGGCCAACCCGUUGGGACAAUUGCAGCACUUGAUCACUCCACUGAAGAGCUAAACUACGACCAGGUAUUUGUGAGAGACUUUGUGCCGAGUGCUCUGGCUUUCUUGAUGAAUGGCGAACCAGAAAUAGUGAGAAAUUUUCUUUUGAAAACACUCCGGCUUCAGUCGUGGGAGAAGAAGAUAGACCAGUUCAAGUUGGGGGAAGGGGUGAUGCCAGCCAGUUUCAAGGUGCUCCAUGACCCAGUCAGGAACUUUGAGACCCUCAUUGCAGACUUUGGUGAGAGUGCCAUUGGCAGAGUGGCUCCUGUUGAUUCCGGCUUCUGGUGGAUCAUAUUGCUUCGCGCAUACACCAAGUCAACUGGGGACACUUCCUUAGCCGAAUUGCCCGAAUGCCAAAGGGGCAUAAGGCUCAUCCUCACACUAUGUCUCUCCGAAGGAUUCGACACAUUUCCAACCCUCCUAUGUGCUGAUGGCUGCUCCAUGAUCGACCGCAGGAUGGGAAUUUAUGGAUAUCCAAUAGAAAUACAAGCUCUUUUCUUUAUGGCAUUAAGAUGUGCCUUGCUUUUGCUGAAGCAAGAUGAAGAAAGCCGAGAAUGUAUUGACCAAAUAAUCAAACGCCUUCACGCCUUGAGUUACCACAUGAGGAAUUACUUCUGGCUGGACAUCAAACAGCUCAACGACAUUUACCGUUACAAGACGGAGGAGUACUCCCACACCGCCGUCAACAAGUUCAACGUCAUGCCGGACUCUCUUCCCGACUGGGUGUUCGAUUUCAUGCCCAGCCGCGGCGGUUACUUCAUCGGCAACGUCAGCCCGGCGAGGAUGGAUUUCCGGUGGUUCUGCUUGGGCAAUUGCGUCGCGAUCCUGUCGUGCCUGGCCACGCCGGAGCAGUCUUCGGCGAUAAUGGAUCUGAUCGAGUCGCGGUGGGCGGAUCUGGUCGGGGAGAUGCCUCUGAAGAUCUGUUACCCGGCGAUGGAAGGGCACGAGUGGAGGAUCGUGACGGGGUGCGAUCCGAAGAACACGGGGUGGAGCUACCACAACGGCGGGACGUGGCCGGUUCUGCUCUGGCUGCUGACGGCGGCGAGUAUCAAGACGGGGAGACCGCAGAUCGGGAGGAGGGCGAUCGAGAUGGCGGAGGGGCGGCUGUUGAAGGACGGGUGGCCGGAGUAUUACGACGGGAAGCUGGGGCGGUUCGUGGGGAAACAGGCGAGGAAGAUGCAGACGUGGUCGGUUGCGGGUUACCUUGUGGCGAGGAUGAUGCUCGAAGAUCCAUCUCAGCUGGGGAUGAUUGCUCUUGAGGAAGACAAGCAGAUGCUCCCUCAGAUCAAACGUUCUUCUUCUUGGAUCUUCUGAUCCACUCCACUUUUUGGAUGCUAAUACAACUUAAUUUCCUUCUUCAAAGUAUAAACAAUGAUAAAUGAAAUUAUUUCCUGAAUUAUUAAUGAUAAAUGAAAAUGAAUGCCUAAAAAAUGAUAAAUGAAAUUAGAUAGUGUUU